AAUGACUACCGCUCCUCUAGUCUUUCACGUAAAAGAGAACGUUCACGGCGCAUUGAUUGGCCAAGUGCUUCCGCAUAAUAGCACAUCAACAAUUGUACCUGGCACUCAAUUCCUUAUCGUCAAUCAGAAAGAUGUACCUGAUAUUGCCAUUAUGAAAGAUGGUUCUCUUCAUGCUGUACAAGGUCUAGACCGUGAGACAAAACAAAAUUAUAGUAUCACUGUACUUGCUGAUAGUUUACGCGGCAUAGGUAUAUUUCAGGUACGAAUCAUCGUCGACGAUGAAAACGAUAACGCACCAGAAUUCACAUCUUUUAUUUACGACGGUCAGAUCAUGGAAAACAGUCCUGUGGGGACGGAAGUUACUCUGACAAAUUCAAUUGUUGCGAGCGACAAAGAUGAAGGCAAAAAUGGAGAAUUUACGUUCGUUUUGGAAGGUGAAAAUAGCAGUCUGUUUAGAAUCAAUCCUUUAACAGGCCGAAUAUAUUUUCAAGGUAUUGAUGAGAGAACUCUGGAUCGCGAAUCUAAAAUGAACUACGAAUUUCAAGUUAUUGCUACUGAUACAG
This is a messenger RNA of Pseudomyrmex gracilis, 563 nucleotides long. Its product is annotated as cadherin-89D-like. Gene Ontology annotation, molecular function: calcium ion binding. The transcript has 2 exons. The record is from RefSeq and is a predicted model, not a curated record. Lineage: Eukaryota; Metazoa; Arthropoda; Insecta; Hymenoptera; Formicidae. The annotation marks the transcript as partial. Gene Ontology annotation, cellular component: plasma membrane. Gene Ontology annotation, biological process: homophilic cell-cell adhesion.